CGAUGAUCCAAACGACCUCGAGAGGGUCAACGACCAUCACGAUGCCACCGAAGGGGAACGACAAGCGCCACUUCGGAUCAGAAUGUCCACAGCAGGAAGUCCCAUGUCUUCCCAUUGUAUAAAGGACAAUGGCCACCCUCCCCGCUGCCUGGUGUUUGCUUCUGUUCUCCAGAUCCAGCGUUUUGACCGCCAGCAACGGCAUUACAAGUGCAUUCCCUCCCGUUCUCACCUGGACGGUCCGUCAUAGCGCAUUGGUGUUUGUCGAACAAUAAACAUCGCCGACUGAUAUUCCUUAAAAUCGCUUUGUCGAUCCCCUCUUGCCCCUCACAUCCGUUCCAGCGAUCAUCUUAUACAUACAUCCCAUCCCGUCAACAUGGCCAAUCCACAGCGGAAUGCCCCAAAGAAGGCCGUCCACUUUGGUGCUGGCAACAUCGGCCGUGGUUUCGUUGCCUGCUUCUUGCACAACUCGGGCUACGAGGUUCUCUUCGUCGAGGUUAACGACGAGACGGUAAACAAGCUCAACUCCCAGAAGAGCUACCGGGUUAUUGAAGUCGGCGCCGACGGCACGACGGAAUCAACCAUCACCAACUACCGCGCCAUCAACUCGAGGACACACGAGGCCGAGCUGGUCCGCGAAAUUGCGACUGCCGACGUUGUUACCUGCUCGGUCGGCCCUCACAUCCUCAAGCAUAUUGCUCCCGUCAUUGCCAAAGGCAUCGAGGCACGGUCACCUGAUUUAACCCCGGUCGCCGUCAUUGCAUGCGAGAACGCUAUUGGCGCCACAGACACUCUUGCCGAGUUCAUCAAGGCGCCCGAAAACACUAACCCCGACCGGCUUGCCGACUACGACAAGCGCGCCCGCUUUGCCAACUCCGCGAUCGACCGCAUCGUUCCCGCCCAGGACCCCGAUUCCGGCUUGGACGUCCGGCUCGAGAAAUUCUACGAGUGGGUUGUCGAGAGCAACCCGUUCGCCGACCAUGCGCCGCCCGAUAUCAAGGGUAUCAACUGGGUGACCAACCUGCAACCCUUCAUCGAGCGCAAGUUGUACACGGUCAACACAGGCCACGCGACAGCGGCGUACCACGGUUACGUGCGGCGCAAGAGCACCGUCUACGACGCGUUGCAGGACCGCGACAUCCAGGACGAGGUCAGGAAGGCGCUGUGCAACACGGCCGAACUCAUUACGCAGAAGCACGGCAUCCCCGCCGAGGAGCAGCAGGCUUACGUCGACAAAAUUGUCCGCCGCAUUGGCAACCCGCACCUCGAGGACGCCGUCGAGCGCGUCGGCCGCGCCCCGCUCCGCAAGCUCAGCCGCAAGGAGCGAUUCAUUGGCCCUGCCGCCGAGCUGGCCGAGAACGGCAAGGACUGCAGCGCACUGCUGGACGCCGCCGAGAUGGCUUUUCGCUUCCAAAAGGUCGAGGGUGACGACGAGUCGUUCAAGCUCGCCGAGAUUAUGGAGAAGAAGGAGCCCGACGACGUCGUCAAGGAGAUCUGCGGUUUGCAGCCGCAGGACAAGGUCUUCCCGGCCGUCGUCGAUGUCGUCAAGCGUGUCCAGGCUGAUACGCUGUCGGAGUCCCCGUAGAUUGGCAGCCAGGCUGCCAAUUCUCUUCUCUUCUCGCAUCGCAAUUUGACGUCUUCUUGGGUCUAAGCGCACCCUUUCAGGGAAUGAUAUGGAUUAGUAACUGGGCAGUGAUUGGAUUUCUCUGACAAAGCAUGGUCUCGGCGUUUAUCCGGUCUUUCUGGUUUUCUUUUCCCUGAUAUUUGCCGCAUCAAUCGGGUUAGCGACACGAUGGACUUCAUAAUGGGUCUAAAGAGAGCUGUCUCACAGCCGCGAUACCUGGAUUGGCUUGCAAACCACUUUCAAAAAAUAGACAGAAUGGACAGUGCCAGACUUGUCCUAUUUGGCAUCCGUCUCCAUUCAUGUUGAACCAAGUACCAACACAUGCACUAAGUUGAUGGUCGGAAU
Messenger RNA from Parathielavia appendiculata, 1966 nucleotides. Its product is annotated as 6-phosphogluconate dehydrogenase C-terminal domain-like protein. Lineage: Eukaryota; Fungi; Ascomycota; Sordariomycetes; Sordariales; Chaetomiaceae. Gene Ontology annotation, molecular function: mannitol-1-phosphate 5-dehydrogenase activity. Bases 374 to 1582 code for a protein of 402 amino acids. Gene Ontology annotation, cellular component: cytosol. Gene Ontology annotation, biological process: mannitol catabolic process. The transcript has 2 exons. The record is from RefSeq and is a predicted model, not a curated record.